AUGCCGCUAUCAGACAUUCCAGAUGUCGACAUCGAUCCUUCGGGAACAUUCAAGUAUAUUCUGAUCAAGUGCACCGACAAGUCAUCGAUGGAGACGAAGCACAUCGUGCGUGGAUAUUACAAAUGUCAUUUUCAUGUCGAUAUCCUCAGAGCUGCUCGAGAAGAUGCAGGACCGUCUUACUCGCUUAAGUGUAUUGGAGGUGGAAGGAUCCGGCACGAAGACGACGCAAAGGAAAUCCUCGUUUAUGGAUAUUCUCAUGGUUUUGGACAAGCAGAUCAUUCGAUAACAGUCGAUAUCCUCAAAAAGCGAUACCCUGAUUACCACAUAACCUUCUCGAAUGAGGGUUAUUGA
Molecule: messenger RNA, 351 nt
Organism: Cooperia oncophora
Lineage: Eukaryota; Metazoa; Nematoda; Chromadorea; Rhabditida; Trichostrongylidae
Source: the annotation of a GenBank genome assembly